Messenger RNA from Liolophura sinensis, 5185 nucleotides. RefSeq lists its product as uncharacterized. Gene Ontology annotation, cellular component: intracellular anatomical structure. The transcript has 2 exons. NCBI's taxonomy places the organism in Eukaryota, Metazoa, Mollusca, Polyplacophora, Chitonida, Chitonidae. The record is from RefSeq and is a predicted model, not a curated record. Gene Ontology annotation, molecular function: zinc ion binding; RNA binding; helicase activity. The coding region runs from base 1 to 4683 and encodes 1560 amino acids.
AUGAAGGAAUUUGGAGAGGUAAAAGUCGACCAGCACCUAAAGACACACGAACUUAAGAUACAACAAACGGAACAGGUUUUGCAACAGCUUCUAAUACCAAGAGACAUCACCCAGGAGUGGAGAAAUGGUGAGCGGCAGACGUUAGAAAGUAAGCUUACAGAACUUCAGCAGCAGCGUGGUGAAUUCCUUCUUCGUGUUAAUGACAUAAUAAAGCAGCUUAGUGACUUGCAAAUGAGUGACAGUUUCUGCCUAAAGCUGAACGCUGUCCAAAUGAAGCUAGGAAUAGAGAUGACACGCUUAGACAACUCUUUGCCAAUAUAUGCCAGAAGGAAAGAGAUUGUAGAUGUCGUCGUGAGCAAUCCAGUGACUAUCGUUUUAGGGGAAACCGGCUCUGGGAAAAGCACACAGAUGCCGCAAUAUUUGUAUGAAGCAGGUCUGGCUAAAACAGGCGUCAUUGUCUGCACUCAGCCACGGAAAAUAGCAGCCACCAGCCUAGCCACUCGCGUGGCGUCAGAACUGAUAGGUAGUGUGGGACAAACGGUGGGCUAUAAGGUGGGCAUGAGGCAGAAAACAUCAGCUCUGACAAAAAUCGUGUACAUGACCGACCAUAUGCUACUGAAUGAGAUCCUCGACGACCCAGUUCUCUCCAAGGUGUCAUGUGUAAUCAUUGAUGAAGCCCAUGAACGAAGCAUUUACACUGACCUUCUGCUGGGCAUGGUCAAGAAAUGCAUGGUGAUCAGGCCUGAACUGAAGGUGGUGAUCACAUCGGCGACUAUUGACCCAGACGUCUUUGUUCGCUAUUUCAAAGGAUGUCCAGAUGUGAAAGUCUCUGGCCGGACUUUUCCUGUAGAGGUCAUCUGGCAAGAUCCUGCACUGUCUGUUCCGUUUGAAAGUUAUAUGCAGAGAGCCGUAAAUGUUGCAGCUGACAUCCACCAGGAGGAUGCAGAGGGGGACAUCCUAGUGUUCAUGACUUCUCCCUUGGAAACAGAAAAGUGUUGCAGUUUACUGGAUGAAAAACUUAAGCCCAGAAAUGACUUCAAAUGCCUUCAAAUCCACGGUAAGCUCCAAGCAGAAGAGCAGCAGGCAGUUUUCCAACCAUUGGCCCCUGGCGUCAGGAAAAUUGUGUUCGCAACCAACAGUGCUGAAACUUCUGUAACCAUUCCUGGAAUUAAAUAUGUGAUCGAUUCUGGACUGGUCAAGGAAAUGAAGUACGACCCGGAGAAGAAUCUCAGCUCUUUGGAUACGGUGGUUAUAAGUAAAUCAUCGGCCGAACAGCGGAAAGGCAGAGCCGGGAGGAUGUCGCCAGGAAAGUGUUUCAGAUUAUACAUGGAAGAGGACUAUGAAAAGAUGAAAAGCAGCUUGCUCCCAGAAAUACUUAGGGUUCAUUUGGCACAAGCUCUGCUUAAGCUCAUGGAUUUGGGCGUUGACCCUACGGACUUUAACUUUGUCGAGUCACCUCCACAGGCAGCUCUGGGGAAAGCCAUAGAAUCGCUUGAAGACCUUGGAGCUUCUAAAGGCAGAGUUAUUACCGAACUAGGGAGAAGACUAGCUCUGUUACCUUUCGAACCUCGCCUGGGAAAGUUCCUCUUAACAGGUAUUGACUGUGGCAUUGCAUAUGAAGCUAUUUCCCUGGCAGCGUUGACAACCAUGGGUUCUUCAAUAUUCUACCGAGCUGUCACUGACGCUGACAAACAUGAAUCCGACCUGAAGAAGACAAAAUUUUGCCAUGAAGAAGGCGAUCACUUCGCAAUGCUAAGUGUGUAUCAAGAAUGGUAUGCCACUCCGGAAAAGGAGAAGAGUAAAUGGUGUGUCAAAAACAGAAUCAACGACCGUUCCAUGCGCAUGGUGCGGGAAAUGGCGAACGAAGUAAUCACUGUACUUAAGAAGGAGAUGAAACUGGAAGUGAAGGUUUCCUUUGCGGAAGUUUCAGAAAGCCACCUGAAAUUAAAGAAGAUCAUUUUUCAGGCAUCAAAGCAAAACUUGGCUGUUUACCUAGGUAAUCCAAAAGUAGGGUACUUUGCCCCUCAUUCAAAACAGCAGGCCCAAAUCCACCCAUCGUCAAGCGUCAUGGUGCUGGGUGGGAAAAAGCCAGAAUGGGUACUGUUUGAACAGUUGAUAAACACCAGCAAGGAUUUCUUCACCUCUGUCUCUCCAGUCGAUCGUGAUUUAGUUCUGACAGCUUACGGCAAAGGAGAACUGAGCUUUGAUCCGAGUCUGGUAGAAAAAAUGAAAGUGAGUCCUGUUCUGACCAUGGGACUUGGACGAUUUUCAUUUAUGGAGUUUGUUGGCCGACGUUUUUGUAACCUGAAGCAAAUAGAAAUUGAGGUGAUGUCGGAAUUCAAUGUGGAAAUAGUCUGUGUGGAUGCAGAUCGAAAACGCCUGGAGAUUCAAGUGCAUGUCAGUGGGAAUAAGGCAAUCUGUGUGAAUGACGUUGUAGAUAGAAGGCUUGGGCCAAUUUUUGGCAAUCUCAGGUUAGCUGAUCGUGAGAUUCCGUUGCAUGAAAAAUCUGCGGGUCUCAGGGCUGUCCUUGGGAGAGGCGGUGUAGUGUCAAAGCUUCUGUUCCCGGGUGAAUACAGAACUGUGUUUAUCGAUGAAGUUUCACCCAUUGAAGAGCUCACAAAAGUUAGAGAAAAGCUUGAAAAAUAUGGCACUGUUGCCGAAGUCAAUCCGUUUCUUAAACGACUCAAGACACAUCCUCAGAGAUGGGGUACUGUGACCUUCAAAAGCCCCGAGAGCGCAGUGAAGGCGGUGAAAGAUAUGAUGGACUCUGAUGUGGCUAGGAUAGUUCCCUGCGCUUCACCCGGUCGUGUUGGGAAGGUGGGAGAGUUCACUCUGAAGGUAACACUGACUCGUAGAAAGCUGAGAGGAUCCGGCUUCAUUACUCUUACCAACCCUGAGGACAUGCCCCGACUAUUGCACUGCGGCGACAUAAUGAUUGACAAAUCCAUUGUAAAGGUCGGUCGCGACAUGUACAAUAAAGACCGUCUUCAUGUGUUUAGCUUACCCCCUUCUGCGAAUGAAGAAAAAAUUAGGGUUGCCAUAGAUCAAAGAUUGGGCGCUCUCCCGGGUGAAACUCUUGUGAAAGAUAUAAGACUAAUCAGAGAAAGAGGCAGUGAACCAAGCCCUGGAGAGACCUCAGCUAUGAAAGAAUAUCUGGAGACCAGCCUGUCAGAACUGUGUCCAAACAAACAAGUGACCAUCGAGGUAGUAGAUCCGACAGCAAAGAGUGUUUUUCAAACAGCCUACCUUAAGAUCGCUAAUCCGAAUGACGGAUUGAAAGUCUUCAACGAAAUAAAAGGCAAACUCUUCAUCAGUAGCGAACCUCUAAAUGUGCAACAGGAUUUGUCAUCAGAUGUAUUCAUUCCUAAAUAUCUGCUCGGAGUUCUAGAGACGGAACUGAAGACCUUGGAAACAAAGUUCAAGACAUCAGAUCUAUAUGGAAAAGUAAACAUUAACAUAAAAAGAAGUAGAGCUGGACAUUGCUAUGUCAGAAUUGAGAGUGAAAAUCCUGAGUCCCUAGCUGUUGUGAAGAGAGACUACGAUGCUCUGUUGGAAGGCAGAUCUCCGGACCUAUCCGAGUUUGGUCAAGCUUUUGAAGGCCUGUUCAGAAAAGAAGGCAGAGAUCGCCUGAAUAGUAUCGAGAAGUCGACAGAUACAAUCAUCCGCACGAACUUUUAUUUACAGCGAGUUUCGGUGAUAGGGAGCGAUGAGAACUGUCAAAAAGCCUUCGAUAAAAUCAAGGGCUAUGUCAAGUUACUGGUGAACUACCACGUACAGAGCACACUACUGUCAGGGGAUAACCGACCGGCAGGUCUCAUGAAAAAACUACUGAGUAAGUAUGGGUUUGACCUUGCCAAACUUCGACAGGAGUCCGGCGUUGAAGCCGUGGAGUUGAACUUUAGGCGUCAGCUAUUGACCACAACUGGUACUGAGGAAUCCUUGAAGAAAGUCGUGGCUCUCGUACAGGAAUGUAUCAGCCAGCUAGAGACUGCAAAUGUCAUGCCACCAAAGGAAGAAAACGAAUGCCCAUUGGACUGCGUGGUGUGUUUCUGUCCUAUAGAUCGGCCGUACCGCCUGAAUCUUUGUGGCCACGCCUACUGCCUGGACUGCAUCAAACUACAGGUACGCACCGCGAUUGACACGCGAGACCUGCCACUGCGCUGUGCUUAUGAAGGUUGUGAUCAGAAUUGGUGUUGGAGAGAUGUAGAGGAACUGGUUGUCGCGUGCGGAAGCAACAUUGUCCAACUUGCCCGGGCCGCCAUGGACAAGUACGUCUCUGAGCGCAAGACAGAAUUCAGCUUCUGUCUGACUCCGGACUGCCCAGGUGUCUUCCCUGUUAGCAGAGAUGGAAAGCUGUUCCUCUGCGAAGGGUGUAAUAUGAGAAUUUGUACCGCAUGUCAAGUCCAGUAUCACGAUGAUCUGACUUGUGCGAUGUACCAGAGUGAGAAGAGAGAUCAGGGACUUGAUCAGUGGAUGGAAAGUGACACGGCAAACCAUAAAAAGUGUCCUGGAUGCAAGGCAUACAUUCAGAAAGCUGGUGGCUGCAACAAAGUGACUUGCAAAAUCUGUAGUGUUGAAAUCUGCUGGGUGUGCCUGGAGACUUUUGAGACGGAGAGCCAGUGUUACGCGCACCUCAAGGAACAACACGGAGCGUUUGGCGACGAGUAUGUACAUGUAAUGUAAUUACGACACGAAGUAUUUCACGCGAAGAAAACACCAGCCGUGGACGCAAUAAGAUUUCAUACUUCACCUCUUUCUAAAAUUUUAUAACAAUAUUUGUUAGUUUUUUAAUUAUACAUGUAUUAUGCGUUCUGUUGCUGAGAUUGCUAAUGAAACUGGUCUUAUUUUGAAUAGUUUGGCUACAUGUACGCAAUCGUUGGGUUGAUGACGUGAACGUCGUCUUUAAAACAUUGGCGAGAAAAAUAUCCUGUGCAAACGAUGAAUCGUGAUUUGAUGACAAAUGUCCUACGUUUGUGAAAUGCCAGAGGUAAAUGUUUACCAUAACUACCAUGCACUUACUUACAAGAGGACACCCGAGCAUACGAAUGCAAACUAUAGUUAGACUACGUCUUUAUACGCUGUUACUUAUGCUUUAUGUUACACCUGACCUACAUGGGUAGAUUAUUAUUGAGACGAUCGAGUGAGUGAGUGCUUGGGAUUUAAAGUCGUACUCAACAAUUUUUUC